AUGUGGAUUGUGGAAGGAUAUCAUGGAGGUGAAGACCCGUCCACAGACCCGGGCGUGCGCUUCACUAACGAGCCAGCGGACGUGGUGAUAGCGCCCGGCGACAGCGCCCUGCUGCCUUGCUCGGUCAACGCGCGUCGUGGGUUGAGACUGCAAUGGCGGCACAGCGCCACGGGUACUCCGACCAGGGACCAUGCCAUCACCGACACCGACAAAUACAGACGACACCUACCAAACGGCUCCCUGUCCAUCGAGAACAUGUCAGCUUCGCUUGCGGGGCAGUACCAGUGCGUGGCGACCGUCGACGGCAUCGGGACCAUACUCUCGAGGCAGGCCACCGUCUUCUUAGCCGAGGUUCCCGAGGUGGCGGGCGGGCCGCGCUCGGUGCUGGGCUCUGCGGGCGGCGCGGCGCUGCUGCCGUGCGGCGUGCGCGCGCCCCCGCGCCUGGCGCUGCGCCUGCACACGACCGCGCCGCCCGACCGCCGCGUGUACGGCGCCGCGCGUCUGCACAACGCACCGCCCUUGCUCAAACUUAACGUGACGUGGCUGAAGAACGGGUCCCCGGUGCGCAUCGAGAGCGCGCGCAUGUCGCUGACGCCGAGCGGCGCGCUCGAGAUCGAGCCGCUGCGCGCUCACGACGCCGCGCGCUACCGCUGCCGCGUCGCGCUCGCGCACAGCCCGCACACCUACAAAACGAGCGAGGAGACGGAGCUGCGUGUGAGCGCCGAGACAGCGAACGCGGAGUCCCCGCCGCGGUUCAUCGCCACGCCACAACCGCUCACUGUCAUGGAAGGUGCGUCGGUGACGUUCGACUGCGCGGCGGUUGGCAACCCCAAGCCGGAGAUGACGUGGCUCAACAACGGCGCCGCCAUCGACCUCAAUGACCUGGAUUCCCGUUUCUACCUGGUGGGUUCAGGUUCCCUGCGCGUACAGUCGGCGCGCUCACUGGACGCGGGCGCGUACACUUGUCGCGCUCACAAUCGGCUCGACUCCGCAGACUACACCACACAGCUACACGUAUUAACAGCUCCCCGCGUGCACAUAAGCGAAGGCGCCGUGCAGACAGCGCGAGCGCGCGGUGACGUCACUCUGCGCUGUGACGUCAGAGGCCGGCCCACGCCCACUGUGACGUGGCUCAAGGACGGGGACCCGCUCACGCUCAACAACCACGACAUCGCACUCGUCGACGGAACGUCGCUGCGCAUCCAAGGCGUGCUGCGCGUGGACGCGGGCAUGUUCCAGUGCGCGGCCACGUCCGCGGCCGGCUCCGCCGCCUCGGCGCUGCGCCUCGUUGUGUUGCCGCCGCUGGACGACUUUAGCAACACCACAGUUGAAGCCCCACCUUCGCCGAACACCACGCAUGACAUCUUCACAACUCUUGUCUCAGAUCAUGACCCCGUAGAACCUACGCCUGAUGACCCUGACUUUUUAGGCGAAACGUCAUCGGCAUACACGUCCGGUCCUGAUCUAGAAUACGACGACAACUAUGAUGAUGACGAUGAUGAAAGUUCACUGACUAGUUAUGAUGGGGACGAUUCAUCAUUUAAUAAAAAUGAUUUAUCUGACAAAGAUACGAAUGCGCUUGAUACUUCUGGUGUUGAUAAUGAUGAUACAAUACUAAAUACUGGGUUAAAUGAUGAUGAUGACUCUUUUCAUGCUGCCAAAGGAUUGGACUUAGACUUAGAAACGUUAAAGUCUGCGAAUGCAAGUGUAGUGUCACCACCGCGGUCGUUAAAGGCCGUCAUAAUAAAGCAUAGGUUCGUGACAUUGAGUUGGGAGGAACCGCAACACAAAGGCGAGGAGGUCACCGGAUACGCUGUCAUUUAUAAAGUUAAAGGAAGUGAAAGGGAGCGCGUGGCGAGAGGCGGCGCGUCGCGGCACGAGACCAACGUGGCGUCCCUGCAGCCCAACACCACCUACCAGUUCGCGGUCAUCGCCUACACCGAGCACGGCACUUCGCCUCCCAGUGAAAUGAUUGAAGUGCGUACUUCGGAAGAGGAAGUGAGUCACGGCCCUCCGAUGAACGUGCGCGUGGAGAGCAUGGGCCCUCACGCGCUGCGCGUGACCUGGUCUCCGCCGCUACAGCAGCCCGCGCCCACCAAGUAUUCUAUACACUACACCGAGGUGGAGAGCGGUCGCGAGCAGUUUCACUGGGUGGAGGCGCCGGCGCAGGGCCCCAUCUCGCACACGCUGAGCGGGCUGCGCGCGGCGUGCGCCUACUCGCUGCGCGUGGCGGCGGCGGGCGGCGCGCCGGCCGAGCUGCGCGCGCGCACCCUCAGCGACGCGCCCGCCGCCGCGCCGCUCAACGUCUCCGCCCUCGCCACCAGCGCCAACUCCAUCUUAGUCCGUUGGGAGGCUCCCCCUACCCGCACACACCGCGGCCCGCUCACCGGCUACAAGGUCCGCUACCGCGCCCUCCCCUCGCUCGCCGCCUCCGCACCUCCGGGGGGAGGGGGGGCGGUGAGCGGCUCCGGCCCGCCGGGGAGGCGGAAAGCGGACUCUCUCACGACGCCCGCGGACCAGAGAAGAGCCGAGCUGAGACCUUUGGAAACUGCAACUACUUAUCAGAUUCGAGUGUGCGCGAUAAAUGCCAACGGGUCGGGUCCGUUCAGUGAGUGGGUGACAGCGAGCACUCAGCGCCAGGAGCUGGACGAAAGCAGAGUACCGCCGCCACCUCCCGCCCUCACAACUCGAGCCGGCCGCGACUGGAUAUCGGUGUGGUGGUCGGACGAGGACCCCACCAGCGAGGUCGGGGUGGUGGUGCGGGGCUACGUGCUAGGGUGGGGACUGGGCGUACCCGACGAUGCCUCCAGGGAGCUUCCCGCUCAUCUCCACUCACAUGUUAUCAGAGGACUCGAAUCAAAUUCCGAGUAUGUGAUAUCCCUACGCGCUAGUAACUCGCGCGGUCUCGGUCCCGCCGUCUACGCCACCGUGCGGACCAAACCGCCAGCGGCUAAUGAAGAUGAGUUAGACGGUGAUGAUGAAGAGAGCGAAGAUGACGAUGACGACGAAAAUGAACCACCACCUCUCAUACCGCCCGUUGGAGUUAAGGUUAUAAUGUUAAGUGGGACAACAGCGGUAGUCUACUGGACGGAUCCUUCGCUACCAAAAGGACAGACAGCGACGGACGGUCGGCGCUACGUGGUCCGCUGGUCGAGCGCGGGCGGUCGGGUCCGCACCUUCAACGCGACCGACCUCAACUGCAUGCUCGACGAGCUCAGGCCCUACACGCUUUACGAGUUCGCUGUUAAGCUUAUCAAAGGUGGUCGUGAAUCAUCGUGGUCGAUGAUAGUGUCCAACACAACGCUAGAGUCAGCCCCCGGCUCCCCCCCGCGGGAGCUGCGCCCCUCCCCGGCCCCGCCUCCCGCCUCACCCGCGAGGGCUGUGGACUUGGUGUGGCAGCCUCCUACCAAACCUAAUGGAGUUAUUACUGGUUACGUUAUAAUGUACGCGGUUUCACGCGGCGGCAACAACGAGGAAUGGACGGCAAUAGCAGCAUUGGGCGACAGAACCCGAGCGAGAGUGGAGCGAUUGAGAGCUAGAACAACCUAUCUGUUCAAGCUGCAGGCGAGGAACUCCAAGGGUUUGGGGCCUUUCUGUACUCCUGUGACAUACACCACCGCCAUGGAGUCGGGCGAGGGCGGCGGGCUGGCCAGCGCCACGUCGGCGUGGCUGUGGGCGAGCGCGGGCGGCGCCUGCGCAGUGCUGGCGCUGGCGGCCGCGCUGGCGCUGUCCUUGUGCUGUCGCCGCUCCACGCCACCGCUCUCUCCGGACACCAGCACGUACCAGAAAUCGUCCGCCUCGGCCGGUAUCAAACCCCCGGAUCUGUGGAUCCAUCACGACCAAAUGGAACUGAAGCAUAUGGACAAGAGUCUACACAGCUCAGCUAUAUCAGCCAGCAGCGCGGACGUGGGGGGUGCGGCGCUGGUCUCGUCGACCCUGACCCUAGGCAGGGCUCCCCCUGUGGAGUAUGAGCCUGCGAGACACCAGGCGCCGCCCCCCGCCUCUCUCGAUCGGAGACACUACGUGCCCACUUAUGUCGCUUGCGACGUGGGCUGGGCGGCCGAGUCCCGCUCCACGUCGGCGGCCGGCAGCGACGACACGGCGCCCCUCCGCUCCUCGCCCGCCCCCCUCGCGCCGCCCGCCCCCCUGCCGCCCCCCGCGCACUGCCGCCGCUGUGACACGUGUGACUAUCUCGCUAAAUCAUCUAUGACAGGCAUGGGUGUGGGCGUGGGCGUAGGAGGUGUGGGCUGCGCCUCCACCUGCGACAGGCGACAACACGCCAGGAUGCAGCAUCCUGAUCAGAGCACGCCGCUGCUGUCGGGCGUGGCGCCGCUGGGCUCGCCGCAGGCCUCGCUCGCCUCGCUGGCGCCGCACGCGCACGCGCAGCACGCGCAGCACGCGCCCUGCGGUUCGGGCGCGUGUCCGCUGAGCGCGACGUGCUCGGUGGUGGGCCCGGCCGGGGACAUCUACGCGUCCUCCGCCAGGGAGAGGGGCCACUACGUCGCGUAUGAACCUCUCGGGCACUACACGCAUCGCGACUCGCUGAGCAGCGAGCCGACGGGCGCAGGGGGCACGCUGCCCACGUCGAGCUCGGCGCCCGGUGGGGGCCCCGGGGCCGGUGGGGGCCCCGCGGCCGCGGGCUCGCUGCAGCGCCGCGCCCACCUGGGGGGGCACGGGGCCCCGCUCCACAGCUUCGCGCUCGACAACACCUCCGACCACUCCACGCCCACGCACUCGCACUCACACUCGCAUUCUAGAGGUAGCGUGCGAGAGACGUCCCCGUACAAGAAGAGCGCCAGCUCGUCGCCCGGACACAUCCCCAACCGCCUGCAGCUCGGAGGCAACGUCGCCCACUGCUCCGAAGAGCUGGAGCCCCUGACUCCGUCGCGCUCCACGGAGCGGCUGCACCGCGAGAUGCAGAACCUCGAGGGUCUGAUGAAGGACCUGUCCGCUAUAACUCAGCAGCAGUUCCACUGCUAG
Molecule: messenger RNA, 4980 nt
Organism: Arctia plantaginis
Lineage: Eukaryota; Metazoa; Arthropoda; Insecta; Lepidoptera; Erebidae
Source: the annotation of a GenBank genome assembly